AUGAAUAGUAAGAAAAUAAAAAAAAUUUGCUUUAUAUAUAUACAAAUUAUUAUAUGCUUAUGUUCAAUUUUAAUUAAGUCUAUCAAAAAUGGAAAAUAUAUGAACCAUAAUACUAACAAAGAAAAUAUCUUAAGAAUUACAAAAAAAGGAAUUUUAUUAUAUAGAAAAAAAAAAAUACAAAAAUCUAAACACGAUUCAUUGUUAUAUAUAAAAAAUUAUAAACUAAGAAAUGGGAAAGGCAAAAAUGUUUUAAAGGAUAUCUUUAACCAAUUAGUCGGAAAUCAGUCUCCUGAAAAUUCAAAUAUUGAAUACUAUAACUUAACGCCAAAAUUAAAAAAAACGGUUCAGUUUUUUCAGUCAAUUCCUAAUAACCCGUUUCACAAAAGUCAACAAGUAAUAUUGAUGGGGAAGAAGUGUCCACAUAUGCCCGAAGAAUUAAAAAACAGGGAAAACCAGGUUUUGGGGUGCCAAUCAACAGUGUAUAUCUACCCGAAAGUGGAAUCGUGUGAUGGGAAAAAAAUUAUUGCAUGGCUAGGUGAUUCGGGUACUAUUUAUCGUACUUCUCAAAUUAUGUACGGAUUAUUAACUAAAGGCAUAGUUUAUAUUUUAGUUGAUGGUUUGAGCGGGUAUACCCCAGAAGAAAUAUUAAAGGUAAACCCUAAUUUUAUUACGCUAACUGGUAUUUCGGAAUUUUUAACAAUGAGCAGAAUAAAUGGAUAUUUAAACAUUAUGAACAAAAUAAAGGCAUUUUCCACAAAUAUUAUGAAGAGUAAUGGACGCUGA
Molecule: messenger RNA, 783 nt
Organism: Plasmodium malariae
Lineage: Eukaryota; Apicomplexa; Aconoidasida; Haemosporida; Plasmodiidae
Gene: SufE
Product: cysteine desulfuration protein SufE, putative
Exons: 4
Coding region: 1-783 (260 amino acids)
Source: RefSeq, a predicted model, not a curated record